AUGCAAUACGUGGCUAUUAUUCCAGUGUUUAUUAUUUCCCGUCUGCCACUGAAAUUAAAAAUGAAUGAGGAUAUUAUUAAUGAUGAUAAUCAAGUGUUAAUUCGAGAAUUACAAAGAGAUUAUUUAGAUUUUUUGGAUGAUGAGCAAGAAAGCGGUAAAUACUAUGAAAGAACUAAAGCCAUGAUUGAAGACAAAGAUAGAAGAAUAAUUAUAAAUGUCAAUGAUUUAAGAAAAAAAAAUCCAAAUCGAUGUCGGGGUUUAUUGAAUAAUUGUUUUAUCGAGCUAGCUGCUUUUCAAAGAGCUGUCAAAGAAUAUGUGGCUAAUAUAGAUCCUGCUUAUGCUAAAGAAUAUGAAGAUUUUUUUAUAGGAUUCGAAGGAAAUUUUGGAAGCAAACAUGUCACUCCAAGAACGUUAACCAGCCAAUUUUUGGGAAAUUUGAUAUGCGUCGAAGGAAUCGUCUCUAAAUGUUCUUUUUCAAAGUUAAAAAUAGUUCGUAGCGUACAUUAUUGUCCAACAACGGGGAAGUUUUUAGAACGAAAGUAUACAGAUUUAACUUCAACUGAAGCCUAUCCAUCUUCAGCUGUCUAUCCUACAAAGGACGAAGAUGGGAAUUUGUUAGAAACUGAAUAUGGACUGUCUUGUUAUAAAGAUCAUCAAACGCUAACAAUUCAAGAAAUGCCUGAAAAAGCACCUGCUGGACAACUUCCAAGAUCAGUUGAUGUCAUUUGCGACAAUGAUCUUGUCGAUGCCGCAAAACCUGGAGAUAGAAUUAGAGUCAUAGGUUGUUAUCGAUGUCUGCCUGGAAAACAUGGAGGUUUCACAAGUGGAAUUUUUCGUACUGUUGUCAUUGCGAAUAGCAUUUCUCUCAUAACAUCAACAUCUAAUCUCAUUCUUUCGAGAGAUGAUAUGAAUAGAUUUAAAAAAUUGUCAAGAAGAAAAGACAUUUUUGAACUUUUAAGCAAAUCCCUUGCUCCAUCUAUUCACGGACAUGAUUAUGUCAAAAAAGCAGUUUUGUGUUUGUUACUCGGUGGAGCAGAAAAAGUUUUACCCAAUGGAACAAGACUUCGAGGUGACAUAAAUGUUUUGCUCGUGGGAGAUCCCGGUGUUGCCAAAUCACAAAUGCUUCGUUUUGUUUUACAAACGGCGCCAAGAGCAAUUCCGACUACAGGUCGAGGUUCAUCAGGAGUUGGUUUGACCGCAGCCGUCACCACCGAUCCCGAAACUAAUGAAAGAAGAUUAGAAGCUGGUGCCAUGGUAUUAGCUGAUAGAGGAGUUGUUUGCAUCGAUGAAUUUGAUAAAAUGUCUGACAUUGACAGAACGGCUAUCCACGAAGUUAUGGAACAGGGUAAAGUGACCAUAUCCAAAGCUGGAAUCCACGCACGUUUAAAUGCUAGAUGCUCCGUGUUGGCUGCUGCAAAUCCCGUGUAUGGAAAAUACGAUCAGUAUAAAACUCCAAUGGAAAAUAUUGGACUCCAAGAUUCCCUUCUAUCCCGUUUCGAUUUGCUUUUUGUUUUAUUAGAUAUCGUUGAUACAGAAGAUGAUAAAAGGAUUUCGGAUCAUGUUGUUAGAAUGCAUAGGUACAGAAAUCCAAAUGAACAAGAUGGAGAAGUACUUUCGAUGAACACGGGUGCGGAUUUAAUAUACACAUCAAACGAUACUGGAAAGAAUAAUGAAAAUGAUAUGUUUGAAAAAUAUAAUCCUUUGCUGCAUGGGAAAAAUCGAUCCAAAAAAGAUCAAAUAUUAACAAUAAAUUUUAUAAAAAAAUACAUAAUAAUGUGUAAAUCAAUGAAACCACCAAUUUUAUCAGAAGAAGCAUCACAACUCAUAUCGGAAGAAUAUUCCAGACUUAGGUCUCAGGAUACAUUAAGUUCCGACGUUGCCAGAACUCAACCCAUUACGGCAAGAACAUUAGAAACGUUGAUACGUUUGUCUACGGCACGAGCCAAAGCGAGAUUUUCAAAAACCGUCGAUGCGGAAGAUGCAGCUACUGCCAUUGAAUUAGUUCAAUACGCCAUUUUUAGAAAAGUACUCGAUAAAAGAGAUAGAAAGAAAAGGAGUCGAAACGAAGACGAAGAAGAAAUGGACGUGGAUGAUGAUGAAGACAACGAAAUACGAGAUCAAAGAUCAAAACGUUUAAGAAGUACACAGGAAGCUGAUGAGUUUGAAAGAUUGACGAGUCAAGAAGAACAACCUACGCCAUCAUUGGCCGAAUUAAGGGAACAAUCUCGCAUCACAAGAGAAAAAGGAGGAACGAGUCAAACGACACAAAUCGAUGUCUCGAACGAAAAGUUGAAGGUAUUCAAGGAUACGAUAUCGAAAAUUUUUGUGGCGACGAGAGAACAAUCACUUCCCAUGCACGAAGUUAUGAGUUAUUUAAAUUCUCAACCGGAACCAAUGGCGAAAGAAGAAAUCGAUGCGUGUUUUCAAAUUCUUUCCGAUCAAAAUUUACUCAUGAUUUCCGACAACACCGUUUAUUUAAUUUAG
This is a messenger RNA of Pediculus humanus corporis (human body louse), 2484 nucleotides long. RefSeq names its product DNA replication licensing factor MCM3, putative. The transcript is spliced from 14 exons. The record is from RefSeq and is a predicted model, not a curated record. Gene Ontology annotation, biological process: double-strand break repair via break-induced replication; DNA replication; mitotic DNA replication initiation. Gene Ontology annotation, cellular component: nucleus; MCM complex. The coding region runs from base 1 to 2484 and encodes 827 amino acids. Gene Ontology annotation, molecular function: ATP hydrolysis activity; ATP binding; single-stranded DNA helicase activity. Lineage: Eukaryota; Metazoa; Arthropoda; Insecta; Psocodea; Pediculidae.